AUGGAAGGAGGCAGGGAUCCUUUCUUUGGUUUUGGUAACCCUUUUGGUAGUUUUGGUGGCUUUGGAGGUCAAAGAAGCCUAACGCCUAGCUUUUUUGGUGGGAAAGACCCAUUUGAUGAUCCCUUCUUCACACGCCCAAUUGACAACAUGUUUGAGUCAAGCUUAUUUGGUUCCACUGACCGUCCAUUUAUGGAUCCGCGUGCUCCUGGAUUUCUUGAACAACAGCCCCCACAACCCAAUAGAUCUAACGGGCCAAUUAUUGAAGAGUUGAAUUCUGAUGAUGAAAAUGAAGGAAACGAAAGUGGAAAGAACAAGAAUAAUAAUCCAAGGAAGCAUGAGAGGUCUAGCAAUGAGCCUUUCGUUGAGGAUCCUGAUGAUGAAGCUUCUGAGAAAAAAAGUAAGCAAAUGGCUUCCAGAAAUGAUCUUAACCAGAUGCAAAAUGUAAGGCUGCGGCCCCAAACAAGCAGCUUCACUUUCCAAAGCUCCUCUGUUACUUAUGGUGGUGCAAAUGGUGCAUAUCACUCUUCAUCUGGAACAAGGAGGACGGGUAGUGAUGGAUUAACAAUGGAAGAACGUAAAGAAGCUAAUUCAUCUACGGGUCGAGCAUCUCAUAUUCUGUCAAGGGGGAUCCAUGAGAAGGGUCAUUCUGUGGCACGAAAACUGAACUCAGAUGGUAGGGUUGACACAAUGCAAACCCUUCAUAAUAUUAAUGAAGAUGAACUUGUUGGUUUUGAGGAAGCCUGGAAAGGAAAAGCUAGACAACAUCCUGGCUGGAGCGAAGGAUUCAAUAUACAAGGUGUUACGGGAUCUGGAAGCAGUGGUCAGCAUGGGCCAAACAGGGGAGGUUUGGCGCUUCCUUCAACUCAAAGCUCAAACAACACAGGGAGCACAAAUCCAAACAUGAGACAUGGGUUGGGUCCUCCUCGUUCACAACAAUCGGGAAGGAUUGGUUCAUCACGGGGUAGAUCAGGAGUUCCUGGUGCCAAUGGUGUAGAUCCAACUAUGAGGCGUUAG
This is a messenger RNA of Fraxinus pennsylvanica, 1014 nucleotides long. The record is from the annotation of a GenBank genome assembly. Lineage: Eukaryota; Viridiplantae; Streptophyta; Magnoliopsida; Lamiales; Oleaceae.